CAAAAUCCAAGCAUGUCCCACAUCCCAAACAAUCAGCACAUGGUUUUGCAUCCUUUGCACCCCCAGCUUGAGAAAUCUACCCUCAAACCUGGGGUCCACCCUCGCAAAUAUAUAACUGAUUGCCCUUCAUUUCUUUUCUACACAGCAAACCAACCACACUCUUACAACCAAAGAUCUAAAAAUCUCUACUCUGUUGCUCAAAGAUCUGCACCCAUGGCCUUGAUUCAACCCAAGAAGCUUGUUAAAAUGGCCAGGAAAUCUUUCUCAAGAGCCGACAUAGCAGCAGAUUCCAACACAUGCAGCAAAUCGAUAGCUGAUAAGGGUCAUUUCGUCGUCUACACCAUAGAUGGAAAGCGUUUCAUGGCUCCUUUGGAAUACCUUGACAGCCCCAUCUUUCAAGAACUGUUCAAAAUGUCUGAAGACGUGUUUGGGUUACCAAGCAAUGGGCCUAUCACAUUACCAUGUGACACUGUUUUCAUGGACUACGUUAUCUCGUUGGUCCAAAGACGCAUAUCUAGAGAUGUAGAAGAGGCUUUUCUCCUCUCCAUAGCUGCGAGCCGGUGCUCAGCAUCUUCAUAUCUCUCUCUACGGCAAUCCAAUCGACAAAUCCUUCUCAAUGGCUUAUGAUAAUUCUCUAGUAUAUGCAAAUGGACCCUUGUAUCUUUUUUUGCUUUUUUUUAUUUUUUUU
This is a messenger RNA of Magnolia sinica, 688 nucleotides long. RefSeq names its product auxin-responsive protein SAUR64-like. The record is from RefSeq and is a predicted model, not a curated record. NCBI's taxonomy places the organism in Eukaryota, Viridiplantae, Streptophyta, Magnoliopsida, Magnoliales, Magnoliaceae. Bases 13 to 627 code for a protein of 204 amino acids. Gene Ontology annotation, biological process: response to auxin. The transcript has a single exon.